This is a messenger RNA of Centrocercus urophasianus (Greater sage-grouse), 1648 nucleotides long. It is a transcript of the gene ST3GAL1, whose product is annotated as ST3 beta-galactoside alpha-2,3-sialyltransferase 1. NCBI's taxonomy places the organism in Eukaryota, Metazoa, Chordata, Aves, Galliformes, Phasianidae. The transcript is spliced from 7 exons. Gene Ontology annotation, molecular function: beta-galactoside (CMP) alpha-2,3-sialyltransferase activity. Bases 496 to 1524 code for a protein of 342 amino acids. The record is from RefSeq and is a predicted model, not a curated record.
AGCAGCACCGCCGCAGCGCCGAUCGCCCAUCGCCGGCCAUGGGGUUUGGCAGCCCGCCGGCCUCUCGCGCCCCGCCGCUGCGAACUGCUCUAUAUGGCUUAAAUGGACAUCAAAGUAUGUUUCUCAGCUGGAAUAUACAUCCCCUAAUGAUCUGAUCCUUGGUGAACUGUCUACAAGGAAAGAAAGAACACGGUCUGCUUUUUACAGUUUGGGUCCUGCACAGAAGACCUGGAAUGUGAAAGGAUAAGGAUCUGUCUUUGUUGAAGCCAUAGUGGGAGAGAUUUCCAAGCACCGUGAAUAGGGAAAAGAAAUACCCAGCUCUGCCUUUUUUUUAAGCCAUUCUGGGAAAAACGAAUCUUUUUCCCCUAUGGACAGAGGUACUGCAAUUGUAGGUAUAGCCUAGGCCCCAGGUGGUGAGCAGCCCCGAGAGGACUAGCAGCAGCCUGUCUGUGUUGCCUUAGCUUUCCCCCCACGUCGUGCUCCACCAGCACCAAGAUGGUCACUGUCAGGAAAAGGAACGUGAAGGUCUUCACAUUCGCCUUCGUGCUCAUCACAGUGACGUCGUUCCUGCUGAACUACAAGCAGCAGGUGACCAUGACCACUUGGGAUCCUAGAUACAUCAUCACUCAGUUUUCUGAGCAAGUCCGAAAACUCAUCAAAUUUCCUAGGAGGCCGUGUAGCUGUAGCACCUGUAUUUCCGAGCUGGGACAUUCCCUCUGGUUCGACCAGAGGUUUAACUCAACUAUGCAACCUUUCCUGACCUCACAAAAUGCCUUGAUCCCAGAGGACAACUACAGGUGGUGGCUGAAACUGCAAGGAGAGAAAUCUCCGAAGAAUAUUAAUGAUACUCUCAAGGAAUUGUUUGGGAUCAUUCCUGGGGACGGGGACCCACUGCAGGAGCGGGGCACUUUCUCAUGCAGACGGUGUGCCGUCGUGGGCAACUCCGGCAACCUUCGUCAGUCUCAGUAUGGCCAAGAUAUUGACUCCCAUGACUUUGUGCUCAGAAUGAACCGGGCACCCACCAUUGGUUACGAAUCAGAUGUUGGGAGCAAGACCACCCACCACUUUGUUUAUCCUGAGAGCUACAGAGAGCUGGCAGAAAAUGUGAGCAUGAUUGUGAUCCCCUUCAAAACCCUGGACCUGCGCUGGAUUGUCACCGCUCUCACCACAGGCACUAUCAACUUCACAUAUGUUCCUGUUCCACGGAAGAUCAAAGUCAAAAAGGAAAAGAUUCUGAUUUACAAUCCAUCUUUUAUCAAAUACGUCUAUGAAAACUGGCUUCAGAAUCAUGGGAGAUACCCUUCCACAGGCCUUCUUUCUGUGGUAUUUGCACUCCAUGUAUGCGAUGAGGUGAAUGUGUAUGGUUUUGGAGCAGACAGCAGAGGACACUGGCAUCACUACUGGGAAAACAACGCUUCAGCUGGGGCUUUCCGACAGACAGGUGUCCAUGAUGGGGAUUUUGAGUUCAAUGUAACUUUGACUCUUGCCUCCAUUGAAAAAAUUAAAUUUUUCAAGGGCAGAUGACCCUAGCCACAGGGACAAGUAGGGGCUGCAAUUUCCAACAUGCAGCAGCACAAAGCUCAGUGAAGAUGAUCUGGAUGUCAGCCAGGUUUGAAGGUGUGAAUCUGGAAUGGAUUCGGAGUGCUGC